Molecule: messenger RNA, 303 nt
Organism: Blumeria graminis f. sp. triticale
Lineage: Eukaryota; Fungi; Ascomycota; Leotiomycetes; Helotiales; Erysiphaceae
Source: the annotation of a GenBank genome assembly
AUGAAACGAAAUUUCAGCUUCGAGUGCCCAACUGGUAACGAAUUCACAAAAGCUGCACUCUUACAAAGAGUGCUUUUUGUCAAUCAAUUCAUAUUUCCCUAUAAACCAGAUUUACAAUCUUAUUAUAAAUUCGUUCGUUUUGGGUACGACAUUCCGGAAAUAGUACAUCAUUAUCCAAUGGAAGAGGGCCCAGGUCCACAUGAUUUCGUUAUAUUCAACAUAAAUAAUCGAAUAGUGGGCGUAGCCAGCCGCGUUUUUAGUCGAUCAGGCGACGAUAUAUUUUUACCUUGUAAAUUCACGUAA